AUAGUCGUCGAUUGGUACGGAGCGAAUGACCUAGCGAACCCAAAGAACUGGCCCGUGUACAAAAAAGUCCUCAUCUUUGCCGUCGUUAACUAUAGCAACAUGGUGGUGUACAUGUCUUCCUCGAUCUACGCGGCUUCCCAGAAAGGCAUGAUGGAGGAGUUCGGUGUUUCUUCCACGGUUGCCAAUCUCGGGCUGGCUCUCUUCGUGCUUGGCUACGGAUUCGGGCCCAUGAUCAUGUCUCCAUUGUCAGAUGUGGACCAUAUCGGACGAAACCCGCCCUAUCUGAUCUCCAGCACUAUAUUUCUCCUGCUGUCUGUGUUGACAGCAACAGUGGGCAACGUCGAGGGCCUGAUGGUGCUUAGAUUUCUUCAGGGGUUCUUUGGAUCCCCGAUGCUGGCGUCCGGGGGUGCUUCCUUGGGCGAUGUCUGCAAUGAGAACGUCCAGCCACUUGCUCUCUACACUUGGGCUUGUUCGGGAUUCGCUGCUGCUUCUAUCGCCCCCAUAUUGUCGAGCUUCACAGUACCGAUCAUGGGAUGGAGAUGGUCUCUCUGGGAGAUUGUGAUACUAAACGCACCUACGUUGAUGACACCGGAAACGUCGAGAGGCAAGAUCCUAUACAUGCGGCUGCAGAGAUUACAGAAACGAUACCCAGAGAUUCACAUGAUCACCGCUGUGCAAGCCAAGAGCCCAAGGCCCACCACGUCUGGACUUUGGAACGCCGUUGUCGUCCCGGUGCAGAUGCAUCUUCUCGACCCUUCCAUCACAUUCACCAGCGUCUAUUCUGGCUUCGUCUACGGCAUAUACUACUCCUUCUUCGAAGUCCUCCCGUUCGUCUACGAAGGCAUAUACCAACUCCCUUCAGACAUGGCCAGCCUAGCCUACCUCUCGGUGGUGGUGGGUGUGUUUCUCAUCGGCAUCCCCUACUGCGGCUACAUCUACUUCUACGCUUUACCCCUCUCACAGAAGGGUGUCUCCAUUGCACCCGAGCAGCGCCUGAUUCCAGCUCUCUUCUCGUCCUUUUUGGUCCCGGGCGGCCUGUUCUUGUUCGCUUGGACUUCGAGACCCAGCAUCCAUUGGAUGGUGCCCACGCUAGGUAUCGCCAUGACGUCUGCCGGCAUAGUAAUCAUCAUCCAGUGCAUUUUUGUGUACCUUUCCCUCAGCUACCCGCUGUAUGCAGCCUCUGCGUUCGGCGGAAACAGCUUCCUUCGGUCUCUGAUAGCAUUUGCGGCGUUGCUCUGGUCGAAGCCCCUCUACCACGAGCUCGGCGUUGGUGGCGGAUCAUCACUGCUUGGGGGUCUCUGUAUCUUUGGCGUUGCUGGUAUCUUCAUCCUUUAUCGAUACGGCGCAGCAUUGAGAAUGAAAAGCAGCUUU
Fusarium vanettenii 77-13-4 is the source of this 1371-nucleotide messenger RNA. RefSeq lists its product as uncharacterized. The record is from RefSeq and is a predicted model, not a curated record. The annotation marks the transcript as partial. The transcript is spliced from 2 exons. Lineage: Eukaryota; Fungi; Ascomycota; Sordariomycetes; Hypocreales; Nectriaceae. Gene Ontology annotation, molecular function: fluconazole transmembrane transporter activity. Gene Ontology annotation, biological process: xenobiotic detoxification by transmembrane export across the plasma membrane.